GAGAGUGAGAGAGAGACAAAGAGAAGAAAGAGAGUGCGGGACACAAACACAUAAAAAUGUAUUCGCAUCACGAAGAGAGCUUUUAACCACACAACCCUCAGAGUUGGGUUAUGUGCCACAGGAAGGCGGUACGAAUCUUCCGUGAUGUGGAUGAAUUUAUAUCGAAGAGCAACGAGAAAAACUGUUUAUGUUUAUUUUUCAAAAUGUUGAGAAAUGAUUUGUAAAUUGUUGAGGGCGAUCAUGACUCGGGGAACAGUUGUGCUUAAAGAAGUCACCCCUGGAAAAAGGUUUUUAAUACGAACUGGCAGUAUGCCUCGCAUCGCAUUCCGUGUCAAAUUGCUAAUUUUCUUCACCGUUUUCUUCCUUGGAGUGAUUAUAUUACAUUACCUGGACAUCCUUGGUGUUAUCCAUACUAUCAACUACUUAAUGCACAGGCAACAAGAUGACACUACAGUACUGUGCCCAAGAUUUGCUGGUGGCCUCGGUAACCUAAUGUUUCAGUAUGCAUCUGCUUACGGAAUAGCAAAGAAUAAAAACAUGACACUACUGGUUGAUGCUGAGAGUGAACUCAACCAGUUGUUUAGCAUAUCGGGAGUGAUACUGCCUCAUGUUGCAUGUUGGUUCUUAAAAACAAUCACUGAUUCCAGAUCCUGUGCCUUCAACAAAGACACCACGAAUUUUUCUGCUGACCACAACUACCAGAUGCAAGGUUACUUACAAUCUUGGCAAUAUUUCCAUCAUGUUGAGCCAGCUCUGCGCCGGAUGUUCAAGUUUGAAGCUGCAGUCAGAGAAAAAGCAGAAAGCAUUUUAAAACAUGCUAUUGAGGUUCACCAGAAGCAAGUCGGAAGUCAAGCUCUUACUUUUAUAGCAAUCCACAUCCGUCGAGGUGACAUAACAACAGACCGUCUUAAGAACUAUGGCUAUAAUACAGCUUCACUGGAUUAUAUCCGAAGAGCAAUGCAGUACUUUAGUGAACGUUAUCACAGAAUCCUCUUCUUCGUCUGCACCAAUGACAUGGAGUGGGCUAAGAGGUACUUGUAUAGCAAGAACAUUUACUUUGUAGAGAACCAAACACGAGAGGUGGACUUGGCAUUGAUGGCCAGCUGCAACCACACAAUCAUGACAGUUGGCUCCUUUGGUUGGUGGGCAGCAUGGUUAGCCAAUGGGGAAGUAGUUUAUUACAGAUACCCAGCUUCCCGGGGAUCAGUACUGCGCAAGGCCUUCAGCAAAGAAAUGACUGAUUAUUUUUACCCCAAAUGGAAACCAAUGUUGUGAACUCCAAUCCCCCACCACCCCAGUGCACACUCACAUUGGAUAAGGCUUUCCAUUUUUUUUUUUACAAAUGUUAUUUUUACCAACGUAUUGCUCAUGUUUUCUUCACAGCACAACUCUAUUCAAUAGAUUAUAAAUGGCAAAUUUAACAUUAUUAUUAUUAUUAUUAAGGCAGUGAGUUUGCAGAAUCCUUAGCACAUCAGGCAAAAUUCUAAGUGGCAUUUCAUUCAUCCUUACGUUCCGAGUUCAUAUUCUGCCAAGAUC
This is a messenger RNA of Octopus sinensis (East Asian common octopus), 1536 nucleotides long. Its product is annotated as galactoside alpha-(1,2)-fucosyltransferase 2-like. Gene Ontology annotation, molecular function: galactoside 2-alpha-L-fucosyltransferase activity. Lineage: Eukaryota; Metazoa; Mollusca; Cephalopoda; Octopoda; Octopodidae. The transcript has 2 exons. Bases 214 to 1275 code for a protein of 353 amino acids. The record is from RefSeq and is a predicted model, not a curated record. Gene Ontology annotation, biological process: carbohydrate metabolic process. Gene Ontology annotation, cellular component: membrane.